Molecule: messenger RNA, 294 nt
Organism: Stereum hirsutum FP-91666 SS1
Lineage: Eukaryota; Fungi; Basidiomycota; Agaricomycetes; Russulales; Stereaceae
Exons: 1
Molecular function (GO): nucleic acid binding
Source: RefSeq, a predicted model, not a curated record
GACGGCCACGGAUCUCACGUCACAGGCGAGAUGCGCCUUCUCGCCAAUGAACACAACAUCCUGUUAUUCUGCCUACCACCACACACCACACACAAGUUGCAACCCUUGGAUGUCGGUGUCUUUGGAGGCGUUCAGACCAGCUGGUUGGCCCGCUGCGCGAAGGUUCUCGCCGAGUCUGGAGAGGAAAUGCCGCGUGCGGACAUCGUCAAGGAAUACCUUGAUGUUCGAGAACGAUGCUUCGACCCGGAAACUGUCCGCAAAGCAUUUCGGAAGUGUGGCAUUUAUCCAUUCAAC